ACGCAGCGGAGAGAAUUCCGGAAUUCCGGAGAAUUGUUUUUGCUUUGACAAAUAUCGGUUACUUUGGGUGUGUUUUUCUCCUUUUUUUCCGUCUUUAGAGUGUGUUUUUCAUCGCUGCAUUAGUUUCCGGUACGUUUAAAGUAUUUCGGGCGGUUUUGUGAUGUCGACGGAGAACCACCAAAAUCCCGGCAUGAAGCUGCAGGAGGAUAUGACCAAUGUCGAGGAUGGUUUCGUGGUUAAGCUGAGGGGCUUACCCUGGUCAGCCACAGUUGACGACAUCGUUAAGUUCUUUAGCGAUUGCAACAUAAAGGGGGGCAAACAUGGUGUGCACAUGACCACCUCCAAGGAAGGCCGCCCCAACGGCGAAGCCUUUAUUGAAAUGGAAGAUGCUGAAGACGUUCUGCAGGCCUGCCAGAAGGAUAGGGAGCAUAUGGGGAAUAGAUACAUUGAAGUAUUCAAUGUAAAUCGAGCAGAGAUGGAUUGGGUAAUCAAACGAUCAGGCGCUCAGUUUGGGGCCAAUGAGGAUGGCGUCGUGAGACUGCGGGGCUUACCAUUUGGCUGUUCAAAAGAAGAAAUUGCACAAUUCUUCAGUGGGUUGGAGAUUGUGCCGAAUGGAAUUAAGCUAAUGACUGACUACUCAGGGCGGAGUUCUGGGGAAGCAUACGUACAAUUUGUAAACAAAGAAGUGGCAGAGAAAUCUCUGCAGAAACAUCGGGAAAAGAUUGCACACAGGUACAUAGAAAUAUUCCGGAGCAGUUUGUCUGAAGUGAAUUGCGUGGUCGGGUUUACGAACAACACCCGAAGCAAUCCACCGCCGUCGAGAAUGAUGGGUGGGUCAGGGGGCGGCGGUGGCGGAGGAGGAGGAGGCAUUGGUGGAGGCGGAGGCGGCUACCGACCCCGCCCUUACAAUCGCGUGGAUCGUAAUUGUUGGGGCGGCAACGGUGGUGGAGGCGGAGCCGUGGGCGGCGGCGGCGGUGGUAAUUUCGGGGGGAUGAAUAAUCGGUUACAGACGAGAAUGUCGCGCAACUUCAAGGGCGUUUUCUCUUCCAACAAUUACGAAUACAAUGGUGGGUUCGAUGGGCGCAACUCGUGGAAGGGUGGGAACGAUGGCGGAAUGGGCGGUGGUGGAUGCGGAGGAGGAGGCGGUGGCGGCGGCUAUGCGCCCGAUUGGAACAGGGGGCUACCUAUCGGGGGCGUCGGUACCACUGGUGGUGGCGGCGGAGGCGGUGGCGCCGGUGGAAUGCAUUGCAUCCACAUGCGCGGCCUUCCGUUCCGAGCGUCCCAAAUGGACAUUGCCGAUUUCUUCAAGCCGAUUAUACCCGUGGACAUUCACCUGCUGUCGGAUAACUCUGGCCGCGCUUCCGGAGAGGCAGACGUUGAGUUUGCAUGUCACGAGGACGCUAUAAGGGCGAUGAGCAAAGACAAGGGCCACAUGCAGCACCGCUAUAUUGAGCUGUUCUUGAACUCUGCACAACCUGGGAUCAAUCCGAAUGGUAACGGCAUGGGAGGCGGUUACGGGGGUGGCCUUGGACGCAGAAGAAUAUAAUCUUUAUAUUUAUAUAUUUGUACUUAACUUUCCAAUAUUCUCUUACAAGAUUUUUUUAAGUUUACUAUUAUUAAUUAACAAGACCGCUUCAGGCUUCACGAAAGAAAAAAUAUAAAGAAGUCUCUGUCAAAAAUGAUUAUUCUUUCGUUUUUUUUACAUAAAUCGUAUGUUUUAUUUCGCAUUGUAUUCUAAUAUUGUAUUUAUAUAAUGAAAGAAAUAAUUGAAAUACAGUUUGAUACAAA
Nicrophorus vespilloides is the source of this 1788-nucleotide messenger RNA. Its product is annotated as heterogeneous nuclear ribonucleoprotein H-like. Gene Ontology annotation, molecular function: RNA binding. Bases 161 to 1546 code for a protein of 461 amino acids. Gene Ontology annotation, biological process: regulation of RNA splicing. The transcript is spliced from 5 exons. Lineage: Eukaryota; Metazoa; Arthropoda; Insecta; Coleoptera; Silphidae. The record is from RefSeq and is a predicted model, not a curated record. Gene Ontology annotation, cellular component: ribonucleoprotein complex; nucleoplasm.